CGACCUCCGAAGACGAGGACGAGCAGGGAGACAACGAUGCCGCGGGAGUGAAAGGGGACGGUCUCGACGUCCUGAACGCGCAGGAUGUAUCGUACUCAAUUAGGCGCCUCAUACGGGGUCUGGCGAGUCCGCGCGAGAGCAGUCGGCUUGGAUUUGCAGUCGCUUUGACAGAGCUGCUGUCCCGCAUCAGCACUGUGACAUGCUCGCAAAUCGUUUCCCUGAUCCUCGAUUCUGCCAAGACGCAGGGAUCCAUGACCGGUCAAGAAGAACGCGACGUCCUCUUCGCUCGCCUCUUCGGACUCACGGCUGUCAUCCAGUCUGGCUUGCUUGUUAGGAAUACACCUGUGCCUACCUCUGCGUCAUCUCAGCCUGCUGCAUCAGAUUUGGCGAAUUUUCAGGAGGUACUUUCUCAACUGCUCUCUUUGGGCGAGAAGAAGUCUUGGAUUCGUGAGAGCGCUUGGUGGACCAUUGGACUUGCAAUCGAUGCUCUCGGACAAUCCGGCGUUCCAUGGAAACAUGAUGCUUUCGACGCAACUAUUAAAACCACCUUUGCCGAGAACAAAGCCUGGUCUCCCGAGAAAAUCGCGUUGGCCCUCAAGCUGCAGAAGUGCUGUCCGGACCGAGAGUGGGCGAAGCUGUUGGGUUCUUCCUUCAAAAAGCCACGCGUCGUGCAUACCAGCAAUUACAAUACACUUGCGCGCAUUCUUAAGGAUCUGCAAGCCGACGAAGACGAUGAUGCGGACGUCUCCAAGGUCAAAGCAAGUACUUGGAAACCGCAAGUUCAUUAUGUCUGGGACAUGCUCCUUGACGAAGUCCUAUUGUCGGAUAUCGUCCAAUCCUCUGAGAAAUCCUUCCCAGAGUUUUUCCGUAUACUCGUGGAUGAAUCUCUGUUCUCCGCAGCUUCUUCGCCUGAACGGAAAUACUGGGGUUUCCAAUUAUUCCAAAAAGCACUGCCUCGAAUUGCUCCCGCCGAUCUGCAGAUGUUGUUCACAAAGAAUUUCAUGCGUUCAUGGAUAAACCACCUCUCGAACAGCGACCGAUAUCUGCACAAGAUUGCAAAGCAAGUGGCUAGCGACAUUCAGAAUGUCGUGAAGAGCAACCCAACGGUCGGUUUCGCCCUCAUUCUCCAGCUUACGGGCGUGCACGGGAACCAUCAGUUCGACAAACUCACGAAAACGAAAACGGUCGAGACGAUCCUCGCGAACAUGAGUCACGACGGAAUCCAGAGCUAUAUCGAGUACCUGCUGAAACAGGUCAACGACGAGCAGGGAAGCCAAGCGACAGAAGUGCUGGCUCUGAACGCCCGGCGUGCAUGGAUCGUCGACCAGCUUGCGGCACUGGUCAGGAACGGCGCCAUCCCCAAGGACGAUCAGUGGGUCCAGACGAUUCUCGACUGGCUUGCUGUCCACGGUCUCUUCGCCAUCAAGAAAAAGUCCGAAAACUCAAAGUUUGUCGCGCUUUGGGAGCUGCCCAGCCCUGUCUUCUCGGACAGUCUGCGUAAGGCUUGCAGAGAGCGCCUGCUCAGCUCCUUGGCUGACCUCACUACGCACACCACGGUGAUCAAAACAGAUGAUAAGACUGCGAAGAUCGCGGCGUCUGCGUCGGACGGGCUGUUCUGGAUCUCAAGAGUUCUCACGACGAUAGGAGAAUUGGAAAAGGACACCAAGCACGUCACUGCGCUCUCCGAAAUUGAUGAGGAAGAGUUGGCCCUGCGGCAAAAGGCCCGCGAGCUCACUGAGCGUCUUCGUGAGGUGUCGGAUGAGAAAGACGACUCGUCCAAGGGCGCAGAGCUGUUACUUUCCGCGGCCCUGCUGCACCAGUACUGUCUUGAUGAUGCGGAAGACAGCGACACGGAAGCAUUAGAGAGCUGCGUCGACGGCGUGUCCCGGAUGUUUCCUGUGGAGAGCAAGAAGCCGAAGAAGUCGCGCAAGCCCACGUCCGGCGCCACGCAGGACGGAGAUGCUGAUGCACCCGAGCCGGUGGACGUGCUCGUGGACACCGUCAUCGGCUUCCUGGAGAAGGCGACGGCGUACAUGCGGGCCGUGGCCAACCAGGUGUUCUCGCUUCUCACCGGAGCCGUCACAGAGAGCACGAUCGACCUCAUACUUGCGCAAUUGGAGCGCAGAGAUCCGGCAGAGCUCGCAGAAGAUGACGGAACCGAGGAGAUAAGCGGAGGGGACGGCGAAGGCGAGGAAGACGAGGAAGACGAGGAAGACGUGUCGUCCUCUGGUGCGGACGAUGACGUUGGUGAAGACGACGAAGACCUCGACGCGGCCGCCGAUCCCGAGCUCCGGCGCAAAAUUGAGGAAGCCCUCCACGUGAACGGCGUGCAGGGUGCGGCGGGCGAGUCAGACAGCGGGUCUGAGGAGGAGCUCAUGGAUGACGAGCAGAUGAUGGCGAUCGACGAGCAGCUCGCGGCCGUGUUCCGUGCGCGUAUGGGUGAGAGGAAGCUCGCGAAGGGUGUUGACGCGCAGCGCGAGGCGACGCACUACAAGAACCGAGUGCUUGACCUCCUCGACACGUUCAUCCGCCGCCAGCCCGCCAGCCCGCUGGUCAUCAGGCUCAUCUUGCCCCUUACCGAGCUUAUCGUCAGUUCUGGUGCCGACGAGAAACAGCUCGCGGAGAAGGCGACGGGCAUCUUGCGCUCGAGGAUCGGAAAGAGCAAGGACGUGCUCACUGAGGUGGACGUCGAACAGGCAGCCGAGGUCCUCAAGGAGAUCCACCUCCGCGCGCGCAAAGCCGCCACCGGCGACGUCCUGGCAACACUUGGUCAGUGCUCGCUCUACGUCAUUAAGUGCCUGCUGCACGCCAAGGCCAGCGGAGCUGUCCUCGACGCCUACCGCGAGUCGCUCGCCGACUUUGCUACGCGCAAGACCUCGCGCCUCAACACGGCCUUCCUGCAGGGCUUCGUCCGCCGCCACGCCGACGCGGCCUGGAGCCUGCGUGACGACAUACUCGCGGCCGCCAAGGAUGCCGUGAACGGCUACCGCCAGCUGCAGGUCUUCCAACUCGUGCAGACGCUCUUCGCGCAGCGCCCGGCGGCGGACGUCGACGCCGUAGAGGCCCUCGCGUUCACGCGUGCGCUCCGUGAGGCGAUGCUCAUGGCCUUGCGCGGCGCAUGUGCAAGCGGCAGCGAACGGCUCACGCCGCCGCAGGUGAAGGAGCUCCUCAGGCUCGUGCUCGCCGGUGUCCGGUACACGCGCCGGGUCGCCUCGUCCGCCGAGGCCGUCAGGGCCACCUGGGACGCCGCCGCGUGGGAGACCCUCGCGGGCGAGCUCGCUACGUCUGCACGACUCAAGGCGUCGACAGGCCUCCAGGCGACGUGCCGCCAGGUCGUGCAGCUGAUCGAAAAGGACGAUGGCGUCGGCGGUGUGGCGAAGGUGAAGGCGAAGAAGAGAAAGGCAGACGCGAUGGAUGCGGACGACGAUGCAGGCAACGCACAGAGGAGCGACGAGGUGGAGGAGACGGGCGCAGAAGAGGCCAAGGAUGCUGAGAUGGAGGACGAUGAGGCGGAAGAGAAAGUGAAGAAGCCGAAGCGGAAGAAACAGAAAGCGAGCAAGUCGUCUGCGUAAUGACUCGUCGCAUCUUCCUUGCUAGC
Messenger RNA from Phanerochaete carnosa HHB-10118-sp, 3598 nucleotides. RefSeq lists its product as uncharacterized. The record is from RefSeq and is a predicted model, not a curated record. Lineage: Eukaryota; Fungi; Basidiomycota; Agaricomycetes; Polyporales; Phanerochaetaceae. Gene Ontology annotation, molecular function: rDNA binding; transcription factor binding. The transcript has 11 exons. Bases 252 to 3572 code for a protein of 1106 amino acids. Gene Ontology annotation, cellular component: nucleolus. Gene Ontology annotation, biological process: regulation of DNA-templated transcription.